AUGGGCAUCCUCCUACAACCUCUCGUUGACUACCAUCCAUGGAACCAGCUUGGAACCUUGACGACACUAUUACUCGCUUCUCUCGGUGCUGUAGGACUUUUGGCUUGGCAUUUCCGCGAAGAUAAGCCGUACGCGGGCUUCAAAUUGAUCGGCAAAGAACGAGGAGAAUGGUCAUAUGAGAAGGCGAGAGAAAGAUGGAACAACAACGCCUUCGAGCUCUUGCGGGCAGGAUUCAAAGAAACACACGGCCGGCCAUUUCAGGUGAUAUCCCCGUUUGGUCCCUUGGUGAUGCUACCUCCGAGUCUAUGCGACGAAGUUCGGAAUGACAAACGCUUAACAUUCACCGGGUUCAUCGACCGACAAUGGCUCACGCGGUAUCCCGGCUUGGAUAUCCUGCAAGAUGGGCUUAGGGGAGAAAUCAUACAAGAAGCCAUGCGGAAGAACCUCAACCAAGAACUGAUGUACUUGACGGAGCGACUCCGCGAAGAGGCGUCUCUCAUCCUCAGAGAACAACUCCCGUCAAGCAAAGAAUGGCAAGAAGUCAAAUUCUUUCCCGUGGCCACUCAACUUGCUGCACGCUUAUCUGCAAAGAUCCUCCUCGGGGAUCGUCUCUGUCGCGACAAAGAGUGGAUAGCAGUCUCCAUCAACUUCACCGGUGUCAUUCUCCGCGCAGGCCGAGCUCUGCGCGCCUGGCCUGUUCUUCUCCGCCCACUGGUGCAUCGCUUCGUGCCGACGCUGAAGUACCUGCGAAGUCAAAUCACGCAGGCACGAAAGAUUAUGGAGCCGGAGCUUGCGGCGCGAAGGCUCGCGAGGGAUAAGAAGGAAAGACCUAUGGAUUCAUUGUCGUGGAUUGACGAUGUUCGGCGCGGACGAGAGUUUGAUGUCGUCGCUGGGCAGCUAUUUCUCACAUUUGCGGCGAUUCACACGACGUCUUCUGUGGUGACUGCCAUAUUGUAUGAUUUACUGGCGUAUCCAGAGUAUUUCACUCUGCUGAGAGAAGAGAUUGUCAAGGUGUUUACCGAAGAUAGGGGUUGGAGCAAGAACAGUCUGUUCAAGUUGAAGUUGAUGGACAGCUGUAUGAAAGAGAGCCAGCGAUUGCACAUAUUGGGUCCUCAUAUCAUGAACCGCAGAGUCGAAGAGGCCAUGACCCUCUCUGACGGAACCCACCUCCCAAAGGGCACCUUGAUCACCGUAGCCACACACAACACCCGCGAUACAGCACUCUGGGGACCCGAGCCCGAAAAGUUCGACGGCCACAGGUUCCUGCGUAUGCGUGAAGAGCCGGGGCAGGAGAACCGGUGGCAGUUUGUCUCGACGAGUCCAGAGUUCCUCGCCUUUGGCCAUGGAACGCACGCGUGCCCGGGACGAUUCUUUGCCAGCAACGAGAUGAAGAUUGUGUUGGCGCAUCUAAUCAUGUACUACGAUUGGAGGAUUGUGGAAGGAAAGCCCCCGGCAAGCAUGUUCGUCAGUCGCUUUGUGCCGGAUCCCAGGACGGUUAUUGGGUGCAGGGCGAGGACCCCAGAGAUUGAGCUGUGA
Molecule: messenger RNA, 1536 nt
Organism: Colletotrichum paranaense
Lineage: Eukaryota; Fungi; Ascomycota; Sordariomycetes; Glomerellales; Glomerellaceae
Product: P450 monooxygenase
Exons: 5
Coding region: 1-1536 (511 amino acids)
Molecular function (GO): heme binding; iron ion binding; monooxygenase activity
Source: RefSeq, a predicted model, not a curated record